This is a messenger RNA of Quercus lobata, 3594 nucleotides long. Its product is annotated as TMV resistance protein N-like. The transcript is spliced from 8 exons. Gene Ontology annotation, biological process: signal transduction; defense response. The record is from RefSeq and is a predicted model, not a curated record. Lineage: Eukaryota; Viridiplantae; Streptophyta; Magnoliopsida; Fagales; Fagaceae. The coding region runs from base 1 to 3594 and encodes 1197 amino acids. Gene Ontology annotation, molecular function: ATP hydrolysis activity; ADP binding.
AUGGCUUUCCUGACCAACAAAGGACCCUCCUCCUCCUCCUCCUCCUCCUCUUCUUCUUCUUUCACUCACCAGAACUAUGACAUCUACUUAAGCUUUAGAGGGGAAGAUACUCGCAAUGGUUUUACAAGCCAUUUACAUAAAGCACUGUGUGACAAGGGUUUUAACACUUUCAUUGAUGAUAACCUUCGGAGAGGAGAAGACAUUUCAAUAGAACUUCUUAAAGCCAUUGAAUCAUCAACUAUUUCAAUCAUCAUUUUCUCUAAAAACUAUGCAUCUUCUACUUGGUGUUUGGAUGAACUUGUCAAGAUUCUUGAGUGUAGCAAAUUAAUUUUGCCUAUAUUUUACAAUAUGGAUCCCUCAGAAGUACGUAAACAAAAAAGUGAGUUUGGGGUAGCUUUGAGAAAACAUGAAGAGAUAUUCAAAGAUGAUAUUGACAAGGUGCAGAAUUGGAGGAUAGCUCUAAAUAAAGUUGGUAGUUUGUCCGGAUGGCACUAUAAGAACGGUGAAACCGAAGCUAAAUUUAUCCAAAAAAUUGUUGAAAAUAUACCAAAAUGCACCCCGAUAUUUGUUGGCAAAUGCCUUGUUGGAGUAAAACCUCGUGCCAAGGCCGUAGAAUCGCUUUUAAGUAUGGGGUUAGAUGAAGUUUGCAUGGUAGUGAUUCAUGGCCUUCCCGGAAUAGGUAAGACUACAAUUGCAAAAGCAAUUUAUAACAGAAUUGCUAAUCAUUUUGAUGGAAGCAGUUUUUUAGAGAAUGUUAGAGAAACUUUGGAGACGAAGGAUGGCAUUAUCAAACUACAAGGUCAAUUUCUUAAAGAGAUUUCAAGGGAUGAAAAUGAGGAAAUUCACAGCACAUCCAAAGGAAUCAAUUUGAUAAAAAAUAGACUUCGUAGUAAAAAUGUUCUUUUAGUUCUUGAUGAUGUGGAUACAUUGGAAAGAAUAGAAAAAUUGUUUGGAGAUUGUAAUUGGUUUACUUCAAGAAGCAGAGUCAUUAUAACAACAGCAGCAGAUCCACAAUUGUUAGCUCCUCUUGGAAAAGUUUAUACAACUUAUAAGGUCAAGGAAUUAGACAAACAUGAAGCUCUUCAACUCUUUGAAAAGCAUGCCUUCCAUGGAAAGAAACCCAAUAAAGAUUAUUAUGAACUUACAAACCAAGUUAUACAGUAUGCCCAAGGCCUUCCACUAGCUCUUAUAAUAAUAGCUCGUGAUUUGUGUGGAAGACCUAAACAUGAAUGGGAAAGUACAUUAGAUAAGUAUAACAAAAUUCCCAAUGAAGACAUUCAAGAAGUACUUAAAGUAAGUUAUGAUAGAUUGGAGGAAAUCGAACAAGAUAUUUUCCUUGAUAUUGCAUGUUUUUUCAAGGGAUGGAACAAGGAUUAUGUUGUAGAUAUAUUAAAUGCUAGUGAUUCACAUCCUGAAUAUGGUAUUCAAAGACUUGUUUAUAAGUGUCUUGUUACUGUGAAUCAAUAUGGUACAUUGUUAAUGCAUGACUUGAUACAACAAAUGGGUAGGGAAGUUGCUCGACGAGAAUCGCCACAUAUACUUGGAGAACGUAGUAGGUUAUGGCAUCAUAAAGAUUCUCUUGAUGUGCUAAUUGGAAAUAAGGGAUCAAACAAAAUUCGAGGUAUAAUGUUGCGUUCACCUCAAUGGGUAAAGGUGCCACUACACGCUCAAGCUUUCAAAAGGAUGACAAAUCUCAGGAUACUUAUUGUUAAUAACUUACGUAUUUGUGAAGCAAUUCAAUAUUUCCCCAACGGGAUAAGGUUUCUUAGCUGGCCUAAAUAUCCAUUUCCCUUGCCAUCCAACUUUUGUCCUCAACAACUUGUUAGUCUCCAUAUGCCAGAGAGUCGCAUUGAGUUGGAAAAGCUAUGCAAGCAGGAGUUCCAGUUAGAAAAUAUGAAACAUCUCAACCUCAGUGGUUGUAAAUUUAUAACCAAAUUACCUAAUUUAUGCACCCCAAACUUGGAGACAUUGGACCUUUCUUAUUGUGAAAAUUUAGUUAAGAUUCACACGUCCGGUGAAUUUCUUCAUAAGCUUAAAACGUGGAAUCUUCGUUAUUGCAAAAAACUUCAAAAUCUUCCAAACAACCUUAUGUUGACAUCUCUUGAAGUUCUUGAGUCAUUAAACCUUUGUGAUUGCAAAAACCUUCGGGAUCUUCCAGAUGGCAUUUAUAAAUUGCAACUGCUUUGGGAGUUGGUGACUCCUACUGCCAAAUUGAGACCGACAUGCAAUUCUUUUGAUAGCUCCUCCGGUUAUGGGUUUCUGAAGAUGAAACACCUGAAUUUCUUUCACCAUAAAAACGUAAUUGAAUUAGAUCUUUUGAUGAAGCCUGAUUACUUCCCCGCAUUGGAAAGUAUAUAUCUAUCUGAAACCAAUAUUAUUACCAUCCCCGAAAGCAUUAGCAGAUUUCCUAGAUUAAAUUCACUUUUUAUUACGGAUUGCAAGCACCUUUGUGAAAUUCAAGGACUUCCACUAUCGAUAAGUGAGGUUAAUGCGAAAAAUUGCCCGUUGUUGGAUAAUGAAUCACCAAGUGGGCUAUUGAAUCAGGUAAUAGAAAUUAUGGGGAUUUUACCGAAUGGGGUAUGUGGUAGUGCAAGAAGCAAUGAAUUAAUGGAUCCACAGUUCACCGAUUACUUCUCAUCUGAAACUGAGGGUGUUGAAUCUGAAUCUGAAGGUGGGGACAUAUCACAGUUCUCCAAUUAUUUCCCAUCUGAAAUUGAGGGCUUUGAAUAUGAAGAUGGGGAAAUUGAUCGUAUUCUUACGAUAUCGGGAAUUGAGAUUCCAUGGUUCAACCAUCAAAGUAUUGAACAUAGUUCCAUAUUGUUCUGGGUUGGUCGCAAAUUUCCAAAAUUGGCUGUCUAUAUUGCUUUUGGAGGCGAUGAGGAGGCACAUGAUAAGAACGACUAUAUCUGUGAAUGCUUUGUUUACAUUUCCAUCAAUGGUUGUAAAAAAUGUGAAUGUAUGCCUCGGCAUCUAGUUUUAAAUGCUUAUAAUCUUUUGCUAUUAUAUUCUCCACCUCAAAGGUUUCUACAGCAGAAAUUGAAUGAAUCAAAUCCAACUGACCAGAAUCUUGUUGAGGUUACAUAUAAAAUAAUCAAAUUUAGACAAGAUGAUGGUGCAUUUAUUGAGACACUAAAUGCCACAAGGUGGGGGGUCCACGUAGAGUGCAUCUGUCCUCCUCAAGAAUCUGGUAUACCUAACUUGCCCCUUCUAACUACUGGACAUGAUGAUGAUGAUGAUGUUGAUUACUGGAGCGAGUUGCCAUUUCAUGGAUCUGAUGAUUUGGAAGCAGAAGAAGAUGAAGAUUAUCAGUCUCCUCUGCUAGUACAUAUGACAUAUGAAUUUUCACUAGUAGACUUCUAUGUUAGCUUGAUUUCAAGGAUUGAGGAAAGAGAUGUAUUGGAACAAUUUGUGGAUCAAACUCUGGCAUGCAGAACUUUCUUGACAAAAAUAGUCAAUUUUUCUUUAGAUUAUUUUGAUAAAGAUCUCGGUGCGGUCUCUGAAAAAUUAACUACUGCUCUUAAGGCCAUUGAAGUGGCAGGUCUGUAUGAUCAUCAAGCUAAUCGCAACCUUGAGCUGGCAUUAGCAAGAUACUAA